Ipomoea nil (Japanese morning glory) is the source of this 683-nucleotide messenger RNA. Its product is annotated as putative lipid-binding protein At4g00165. The record is from RefSeq and is a predicted model, not a curated record. The coding region runs from base 96 to 479 and encodes 127 amino acids. NCBI's taxonomy places the organism in Eukaryota, Viridiplantae, Streptophyta, Magnoliopsida, Solanales, Convolvulaceae. The transcript has a single exon.
GACAAGUGAAUAACAUAAUAAUACAUAUAUGUUACAUAUUACCUAGUCCUUGUUGCAGCUAGCUAGCUAGAGAUCUUAUCUUCUUGGAAUUGAAAAUGGUUGGCUCUAAGGCAUUUUCUGCAGCAUUGACUCUGCUAAGCUUUCUCCUUUUCACUUGUAUAUCAUUAUCCCAUUCCGAUGCUGCCCCAUGCCCUCCGGCUGCUGUACCGUCGCCGGCGGCCGCCAAGUGCCCGAAAGACACACUGAAGUUUGGGGUUUGCGGCGACUGGCUGGGGCUGGUUCACGAGGUGAUCGGAGCUCCGCCGAGCAGCGAGUGCUGCUCUGUGUUGAAAGGGGUGGCGGAGCUUGAAGCUGCAGCGUGUCUGUGCACCGCCAUUAAAGCCGACGUUUUGGGUGGCUUGAAGAUGGAGAUUCCGGUGGCUAUAAGUUUGGUCCUUAAUUCUUGUGGCAAGAAGGUGCCCAAUGGCUUUGUAUGUUAAUGCAUGCAUGCCAUUCUUUUCUUCAAUUGGUUAUUCCCAUGCAUUAAUAUAAUUGGUUUGAUCGAGUUUGAUGUUUUGUUGUAAAAUUAAAGAGGUUUGAGAUUGGAGAAACGUGUGUAAGUGUGUUAUUGUUAUUACAUUUUUUUAUGCAAAUUUGUUCAAUACAUAUUGGUAUUGUUAAUUUUUAAAUUACAUUGUCUAGUA